CACAGACGGUCUGGAAGUCAUGGCUUCCCGAGCGCUGGACACAAAGUUUGGGAGUGUGUUUCUGGAGGACCGAGUAUCUCUGUUCGCUCGGCUCAUGGAGAACCACGGCACUGUCAGAAAGAAGUUUCUGUUACACAGACUCAUUGUGGUUGGUCGUCUCCCCAGCGGUCUCAAAGACAGAAGGACAGUGGGAGUUCAUUAUGAGAAGCUGAAUCAGAGUUUACAGAGGAGCCGUCCGGGUGAAGACAUCACCGGUCUCCUGCUGCUGUAUCCUGAACACACUCUACAUGUCAUUGAGUGUUCAACUGAAACUCUUCAGUCAGUCCUGCAAGACCUGCGACACAUGCAGGGAGACCUACACAGUGGCCUGAUCCUGGAGCCCAGAGUUCUGCUCGUGUCCCACAACCUUCCCAGCAGACUCUUCCAGCAGUGGAACUACAAGCUGUUGAGUGAGUCUGACAGCAGCCGUCCGGUCGGUUCAGAGGACCAGAGCUCGGAAAAACUAGUGAGCGAAACUCUACAUCAGCUUCUGAGUCUCGGCUGUCACCUGCUCAACAUAAGAGAACAGAUCACGGGAUCUAAAGAGAUUCCAGAGCAACUGUUGAAGGAUGCGUCAGAGCUCAUUCCACCACAAGCUGCUGUGUCUCGUCUCGUCCAGAUGGAGUCGCUGUUGAGUCCAAUGCACUACCUGAGCACAUACUUCUCACCUCUACAUCAACUGCUGGACUCUGAAUCAGUAUGGCCAGCGGUGGAACAUCUUCAGAUCGUUUGAACAACUCAAUAUUCCAGUUUUUCUUAAUUGCUUAAACACAUUUUUUUUUAAUUGUGCCUCCUUUUCUCGAAACUCGACACAAAUCCAUAACUUCCCACCCAACUCCCCAAACUUCCUAUUUUCGGGUCAAAAUGAAGCUCUCCACUCAAAACCGUUCAAUCAUUACGUUCAACCAGAAAACCUUUUCACAAGAGACUCAACAAAAGACACAUCAAACGUGUCUAUACAGGCUUCAUUCAUGGCCUGGAGGAGGUGAAGACGGAUGUGAGGUUCAUCACUUUCCACCGCCGUGCUGAAGAAACUCUAUCGGGUUUGAAAGGGAGAGUGUGCCGGCAGAAAGAUGUGGGAAAGCCUCGGGUUAUUGUUAAACCAGUCGCUGAUGGGCGUGCACAUAGUGACGUUCCCUCUUCACUGACCAGGGACAUUCACAAUAGCCCGAUGGUCAAUUAUGUUCCUCCCCCUUCUCAUCUUCCUCCUCCUCCACUUCCUCCUCUCUCUACUCCUCUUCCUUCCUCUCCCUACUCCUCCUCUUCCUCCCUCUCCCUACUCCUCCUCUUCCUCCCUCUCCCUACUCCUCCUCCACCUCCUACCCUUCCUCUUCCUCCACUCCCUACUCCUCUCUCUACUCCUCCUCCACCUCCUACCCUUCCUCUUCCUCCACUCCCUACUCCUCCUCCUCUCUCUACUCCUCUUCCUUCACCUCUUCCUCCAAUCCCUACUACUCUUCCUCCUCUUUCUUGUCCUCCUCCACCUCCUAUUCUUCCUCUUCCUUAACCUCUUCCUCCACUUCCUCCUCUCCCUACUCUUCCUCCACUCCCUACUCCUACUCCUCCUCCACCUCCUACCCUUCCUCUUCCUUCCUCUCCCUACUCCUCCUCUCUCUACUCCUCCUCCACCUCCUACCCUUCCUCCUCCUCCACUCCUCCUCCUCUCCCUACUCCUCCAUCUCCUACCCUUCCUCUUCCUCCACUCCCUACUCCUCCUCCUCUCUCUACUCCUCUUCCUUCACCUCUUCCUCCAAUCCCUACUACUCUUCCUCCUCUCUCUUGUCCUCCUCCACCUCCUAUUCUUCCUCUUCCUUAACCUCUUCCUCCACUUCCUCCUCUCCCUACUCUUCCUCCACUCCCUACUCCUACUCCUCCUCCUACCCUUCCUCUUCCUUCCUCUCCCUACUCCUCCUCUCUCUACUGCUCUUCCUCUAGUCCCUACUACUCUUCCUCCUCCUCCACCUCCCCCUACUCCUCCUCCACCUCAUAUUCUUCCUCUUUCUUCACCUCUUCCUCCACUUCCUCCUCUCCCUACUCCUCAACCCCCUCCACUUCCUCCACUUUCUACUGCUCUUCCUCCUCCUCUCCCUACUCUUCCUCCACCUCAUACCCUUCCUCUUCCUCCACUCCCUACUCCUCCUCCACCUCCUACCCUUCCUCUUCCUCCACUCCCUACUCCUCCUCCUCUCCCUACUCCUCCAUCUCCUACCCUUCCUACUCCUCCACUCCCUACUCCUCCUCUCCCUACUCUUCCUCUCUCUACUCCUCUUCCUCCAGUCCCUACUACUCUUCCUCCAGUCCCUACUACUCUUCCUCCAGUCCCUACUACUCUUCCUCCUUUAUAGUUUAGGGAAACGGGCGUCAGUUAUGGUGCCUGAUUAUAGUGUUUAAGCAAUUGAGACAUUUUCACUGUUGAAUGCGUCAAUGAUUUUCCCUUUCAUCGAUCGUGAGGUUUCAACUGUAUUUUUUGUGAAUAAAAUACAUGUACAAGUAAGUAAUGAAAAAUGAUUUUUAAUUGAGAUCACAUUCUGAUGAAGGAUGUAGUUCUUCACAAGACUCCAGUUUUCCAUUUCAAACACACACACACACACACACACACACACACACACACACACACACACUGGGCCU
Molecule: messenger RNA, 2667 nt
Organism: Xyrauchen texanus (razorback sucker)
Lineage: Eukaryota; Metazoa; Chordata; Actinopteri; Cypriniformes; Catostomidae
Product: testis-expressed protein 47
Exons: 7
Coding region: 20-772 (250 amino acids)
Molecular function (GO): FAD binding; blue light photoreceptor activity
Source: RefSeq, a predicted model, not a curated record